This is a messenger RNA of Prorocentrum cordatum, 400 nucleotides long. The record is from the annotation of a GenBank genome assembly. Lineage: Eukaryota; Dinophyceae; Prorocentrales; Prorocentraceae.
GAGGUGGGCCUGAAGCUGGAGCACGAGCAGAAGCGCUGGGCACCGCCACCCAACGAGUUCCAGUGGGUCUUCGACGGCACCAAGAUCAGGUCCAAGCUGGACCAGAGGAAGUGCGCCAGCGUGCGGGAGGGCAUCAUCACCGACGGCUCCAACAUCAUCAUGUGGAACUGCGGCGAAGGCAAGGAGUUCGGCUGGACAGUCGAUGGCGAUUUCAUCAAGCUCUCCUCGAACCCGCGCUACUGCAUGAGCGUGCGCGAGGGGAAAGCAGGCGACGGUAGUGACAUUAUACUGUGGAAUUGCGCCGACUCAACCGAGUUCAAGUGGAACAUCGAUGAGGCAUCGGGCACCGUGGGGUUCAGGGCGGAUCCGAAGUACAAGCUCUCCGUGCGCGGGGGGAGGC